AUGCCUUCUACAAAUAACAAAUAUAGUAAUAUUUAUGAUUAUAGACAUCCCCUUUAUAUUGGCAGUUGGCGAAGGAAUGUCGCGUACAUUGACGAAGAUUUUAUCAAUGACAACUUAGACGAGCCCCAUAUGAAGAGGAGAAUUACGAUUUUAAGUCAAUAUCCAGAAAUUAAGAGUCUAUAUGGACAUGAUACCAUUACCAUAUAUAUUGCAAUUAUCGGAGUAAUAAUCCAGGUGACAGCGGCAUAUUUAUUUGGUCGCUGGCUAGUCAGUUGGAAUUUUACUAUGUUCGUUGUUUCACUUAUCCUCGGAGGAACUAUGACACAGAUUUACAGUAUAAUAAUUCAUGAAACUACACAUAAUCUCGCGGCAAAAACAGAAUUUCAAAAUCGUAUCGUGGGUCUUGUCGCAAAUAUAUCAUUACCAAUACCUAUAGCCAUGUCUUUUCGUCGACAUCAUUUAGAACAUCACGCUUUUCAAGGUGUGGAAGAAUUAGAUCCAGAUCUACCUUCAAAAUGGGAGAAAAAGUUUGGUUACAGUACUAAACUUAAAUUACUAUGGCUUCUUGUUCAUCCUAUAAUAUAUCCUCUUCGUAAUAUAUCCAUGUUUAAAAAUUUACGGCAAUGGGAAUAUGUAAAUUUUGUUUUUACCCUUUUUACAGACAUUAUAAUAUACUAUCAUUGUGGCUAUAGAGGAUUAUUAUAUUUAUUUAUGUCAUUAUGGUUUGGCUUUAGCGUUCAUCCAGUAGCAGCGCGUUAUAUCCAGGAGCACUAUACGUUUGAUGAUGGUCAAGAAACCUAUUCUUAUUAUGGAAGCUUUAAUAGAAUAUUUAUGAACAUUGGUUAUCAUACUGAACAUCAUGAUUUUACAAAUAUACCGUGGACAAGGCUUCCUGAAGUUCAUAAAAUUGCAGAUGAAUAUUACGAAAACCUUGCUUAUCACACGUCAUGGUUUAUGGUCCUGUGGAAUUUUGUCACGUUAAGGCAAUUUGGGCUACAAAGUCGUGUAAAGAGAAGUAUUGAAGCACAUAAAAGAGGUCGAAAAAUGCUGAAAACUUUGAAAAAAGCAUUAAUAUCAUAG
Dentiscutata erythropus is the source of this 1080-nucleotide messenger RNA. NCBI's taxonomy places the organism in Eukaryota, Fungi, Glomeromycota, Glomeromycetes, Diversisporales, Gigasporaceae. The record is from the annotation of a GenBank genome assembly.